Messenger RNA from Bombus pascuorum, 2758 nucleotides. RefSeq lists its product as uncharacterized. Gene Ontology annotation, cellular component: membrane. Bases 142 to 2574 code for a protein of 810 amino acids. Lineage: Eukaryota; Metazoa; Arthropoda; Insecta; Hymenoptera; Apidae. The record is from RefSeq and is a predicted model, not a curated record. The transcript is spliced from 15 exons.
CUUUAUAUUCACUAGCAUAUACGUUUUCCUUCACUUUCAAUCUCUUUACAAUAAAAUCGAAUUAUCUUGUGGAAUAUUUAAAGUCGCGAGUAAUUAAAAUUAACAGAAUCGAAUAAGACAGUAUAUAAUUGUGAAAGAAAUAUGAAUCGACAACAAUUGGGAUUAUUAUUUGUAUCUACUUUAAUCGUUAUCGUUUCAGCGUUCUCUCGGAACAUUAAUGCACAAGAAUUAGCAUCGAGAUUAGAAAAUAGAAAUGUGAUAAGUGCCGAGCAAACGAAACUAACAGCAAAGGAUUUUUUGUACGUCGUAAAUAACACGAUAACAACAGUGCCGUGUAUUUUGACAAAUAUGUCAAUUUCCGUUACGGUCCCGUAUACAAUGAAGAAUAAGACGGACAGCACUAAAACCUUAACUGUUCCAAACAACGCUACGGUCGAUGGUCAUUGUUCAUCUGUAAUAUCAGAAAUGAAACUAAUUUGGAAAGAAGAAAACACUGACAAAGAAAACAACACAAUUAAAUUUAUAUUUAUCAACGAUCACGAAAAUUUCUCGCUUUUUUCUGUCGGUCUCAAUAUAUCCCUAAAGGAAGGUAAUUCUAUUAAUUCAUCGGGCGAUUGGUUUAACGGAACAUCAGAUAUCGAUCUUCAUUUAUUCUCUGCACCCGUUACGAAUGGAUUUUAUAACUGCAAAAGAAAAGAGGUAGUAAAAGUUGAUAACGCAACAAUAAGUAUAGAAAACGUUUCCUUAAUCGCAUUCCAUAAGAACGGCGAUAUUUCUACGUCCGAAGAAGAGCAAUGCUCCACCGAAAACAACAAAACUCGAACGUUUCCUUACGUUUCAAGGGAUGAAAACAGCAGACGCAUAUGUACAUUAGCAAGAAUGUCAAUUUCUUUAAAGAUACCAUACAGAAAGAAAAAUACGCAAAACGAUACUGCGAUUAUAGAAGUUCCAACCACACUUAAAGUUUCCGGAAAGUGCGACUCUUCAAGGGGACUUUCUACUAUGAUGUUAACCUGGGACCCAGAAGUGUCGAAAACUGAAUUGACAUUUGAAAAUAAAAAAACAAAUGAAAUUGCAUUUUAUAUACAGAGAGACAAAAUAGACAGCCACGUUGCUCUGAUUACUGCUGAGAUUUUCGUAGAUAACACACAUUUUAAGGAUGCUCAGAACGCAGGUGAUUUCAUUCAGAUACUUGCGCCAUUUAAGGAUCUCUUUUCCGCAACCGUCGAAAAUGGAAUCCAUAGCUGCCCUGAAAAAACAUUUAGCACGAUAGCAGAUGUUACCGUAACCAUACGCAACGUUCUCUUGGUCGCCUUCGAUGCCGAACAAGAUUUCGCAUUGAAACAAGUAACCGACUGUAGAAGUACAUAUUUUGAACGUGACUUCACGUAUAUUGUACGGCGAAAUGAUACUGGUGUACCUUGCACCUUGGCAAAAAUGUCGAUUAGUGCAACAGUACUGUACAAACAAAAUAAUAGAACACUAAACGUCCCAUCUAUAGCUGUUGUUAGCGGUAAUUGCGAUAAUAAAUCUUCUGAAAUGACACUAAGCUGGUCAGAAUCAGAAAAAAAUGAUACGAUGAAUAAAAUUACAUUUUAUAUUGGUAGAAAUGAGACUAAUUUCUUCGUUUAUCAAGCAACGGCCACCGUGUAUUAUGAUAAAAAUGAUAUAAAAACAGCUAUACAAGGGAAGUCAUAUAUUAUGCAUAAUCUGUUUUCGGCAUCCGGGAUUAACGGACUUUAUAAUUGCACAAGUCUUAUACACGAAAUAAAGCUCGACGAUAUCCACUUAAACAUAACCAAUGUUACAUUUAUCGCAUUCAACACCGAAGAAUACCUUAACCCGAAAAAAGUGACAGAGUGUUCUACCAAUUCAGGCGGAGAUGUAACUACAACUGAAUCACCUAUACCUCCUGUAGUAGGCUAUCCUUACGUCGUGAGAAAUAAGAAAAAUGUACCUUGCAUCGCAGCUAAUAUGACGAUUUCUAUAAAAGUACCUUACGCGAUGAAAAGUACACCUAAAACGAACCAAACGACUUUGAUAGUACCGAUUGGAAACGAAGUAAAUGUAAAUGGCACGUGCGAGAAUGAAAAAUCUACAAUGAAUUUAAUUUGGAUUAACAAUUCAGAAGCUAAUUCCCAGGACGAAUACAAAGAAAAUACGGUUACGAUUAAUUUUUCCAGAGGCAGUUCAAAUUAUUUCAUUCGGUCUAUGAAUUUGUCUAUUUACUUAGAUGAACAUAAUUUUCCUGGAGCUAACGCUACCGGUACAUAUAUAAAUGUCAAAACGGAAAAACUCGACAUAUUCUCCACUCCUCUAAACAAUGUGUACAAAUGCUCCGAUAAAAUUUCGGUGAAUGCUCAAAAUGUCGUCGUAACUAUCAGUAAAGUUUCUUUGAUCGCGUUCAAUGAGGCGGCGCAUAUUACUUCGAAAUCAGUGAAUUGUGCCAAUCAUGAGGAAACUGAUAAUAAUACUGGAGCCAUAGUAGGUGGUAUUAUCGGAGGUAUUAUUCUCAUCGCUAUAAUUGGAUAUCUAGGUGUGAUGUACAGGAGAAAAAGAGGAUACGGUGUUUGAUAAUAAACACGAGUAAAACUUGUGUAAUUAUUAUCUAUUAUAGAAAUAUACUAAAAAAAGAAAAAAAGGAAGAAAAAAAGAUGGGUAUCUAUGAAUAAGUGAUAGAAUACGUCGUUUAACGUAAACUCUGGUAAAUAUAAGACCGGAAAAAGAUCGUAUUUCAUAGCGAUUUUGGGUAAAAUAA